Fusarium verticillioides 7600 is the source of this 312-nucleotide messenger RNA. RefSeq lists its product as hypothetical. The record is from RefSeq and is a predicted model, not a curated record. The coding region runs from base 1 to 312 and encodes 103 amino acids. Lineage: Eukaryota; Fungi; Ascomycota; Sordariomycetes; Hypocreales; Nectriaceae. The transcript is spliced from 3 exons.
AUGCCGCUUCUCUCAUACAUGGUGUGGCAGCCUGGCGUCUGGAAACGCCGGGAGGCAAAGUGCGAUGUGUGGCGCCCAGCCUCGAUGACCCGAAGAGGGUGUCUCAAGGGGCAUCGACAAUACCAGAAAAGAAAGAAGGACGGAAUUCAGUCCUCAUCAAAAUCCGUAAUUACGGGAUACAAGAAGCAAUACUCCGUACUCUGGCUCCUCAUGUGGUACCACGGUGAGGGUGACGUUGCAGCACUUGAUAGAAGUCCUCUCCAGGAUCGCGAGAUAGUGCAUCGAAGAGACGAGAUGGCGGGCGGGUUCUAG